Pochonia chlamydosporia 170 is the source of this 342-nucleotide messenger RNA. RefSeq lists its product as hypothetical. The record is from RefSeq and is a predicted model, not a curated record. The transcript has 2 exons. Lineage: Eukaryota; Fungi; Ascomycota; Sordariomycetes; Hypocreales; Clavicipitaceae. The coding region runs from base 1 to 342 and encodes 113 amino acids.
AUGCCCAUCAGUCUCCGAACCAUCUUGGUUGCGGCCCUCACCUGUGCUGCCACCGCUCAGCCUGUCGAAGAUUUGAUAGACAAGCGCGGCAAAUUUAACCCGGCCGUGGCUAUGGCUACGUUUUCGGAUACCUCGUGCACGAGGGGCCAACGAGACUUUCACCAGCCAGAUGGCGUUUGCUACGACCUUCCCGGUCAGGGAAUGAAGAUUUGGUGGCUUGCACCAGGUUGCAGAGUGUUGCUGGGCGAUUGCUCCAACUCUGUCAAUCCCGACUGGCGCUAUGUCAAUCCCAACGAUUGCAUCAAUAUUAGCAACAAGCACAAAUACCAGGUCUACUGCUAG